CUCAUCAUCAAGCCUCAACUUAAUUUCUACUGAAGUUGCUCUCUCAUCUCUACUCAACUCAGUCUCAUAAUGGCUAGAUCCUCUAUCCUCUUUCUACUUCUUGCUCUCUUCACCGUUACUGCCAACUCUGCCUACACCACCACUGCCUCCAACUUCAUCAAAACUUCAUGCAGCGCCACCACGUACCCAGACCUCUGCGUUCAGUCCCUCUCUUCAUUCUCCACGGCGAUCCAGCAAAACCCUCGCCAGCUAGCCCAGACCGCCCUCUCCGUCAGCCUCACCAGAGCCCAGUACGCCAAGUCAUUCGUCACCAAGCUAACCAAGUUCAAGGGCUUGACCCACAAGGAGUACCAAGCCAUCGACGUCUGCCUUGAGGAAAUGGGUGAUAGCGUCGACCGGUUGAGCAAGUCUGUGGACGAGCUUAAGAAGAUGGGGAAGUCAUCCAAGGGCCAGGAUUUCAUAUGGCACAUGAGCAAUGUCGAGACUUGGGUCAGCGCUGCCUUGACUGACGACAACACUUGUCUUGAUGGGUUCUCCAGCAAGGCCAUGGAUGGCAAGAUCAAGUCCUCCAUCAGAGCUCAGGUGCUUAAUGUUGCCAAGGUUACUAGUAAUGCUUUGGCUCUUUGCAACCACUUUGCUUCCCAGUAUUGAAAUAUGCAGACCGUGUACGUAGUUGACUUUGUUCUUGUGAGUUAGAACUAUAUAUGUGUAUGGUUUUGAUCCGCAGUGGCGCAGUAUAUGUAUACCUCAGUCGGUGUUUAUAUAUAUGAGAUGUAGAAUAUAUGUGACCAGUUCUAGUUGUGUGGUAAUAUACUCUUAAUUCUGUUACUCGGAAACUAUGCAAGUGUGCGGAUCUGCUUCAUGCAUAUAUAUAUAUAUAUAUA
Molecule: messenger RNA, 884 nt
Organism: Argentina anserina (silverweed cinquefoil)
Lineage: Eukaryota; Viridiplantae; Streptophyta; Magnoliopsida; Rosales; Rosaceae
Product: 21 kDa protein-like
Exons: 1
Coding region: 70-651 (193 amino acids)
Biological process (GO): negative regulation of catalytic activity
Molecular function (GO): enzyme inhibitor activity
Source: RefSeq, a predicted model, not a curated record